AUGAAUGUGAUCGAAUUAUGCCCAUUAUCCAUACCCGGCGAUGAGUGUAAGCGUUGCAAAGUCGAGACGCGCACUGGCGGUAAAGAUUUCUCAUGCCAUUGUGGUGCCAAAACGAUUUGGCUUGGCCACGGUCGUGUGAGAAUUGCACAAGCUCACUGGGCCACUGAUACUUGCAAAGACAAGACCGAAAACCUCAAGAACAACACUCAGUUGACUAGUUUUUUCAAAAGUUCUACAUCGAAGCCUAAUUUGAUCACGGUAGCUUGUCCAGGACUCAACGACCAAACUUGGAUACGACGAAAAGCCACGCACUCAAUUGCCGAUUUUAUCUCAAAGACGUUCAGCAUCUAUCGUGGAAAUCACCGACACGAUAUCUGCAGGGAGCUAUUUGGAAAGAACGCUCAAGAGAAUCAGUUGACCAAAGCCCAAAAGUCACAAUUACUUGCAACAUUAGACGCUCGAUCAACAUGGCAAGUCAAGAGACACAGAGAACGGAGUGCGAUCUAUUCGAGUGACUGCAAAAGGACCUUACUUUGCAAGAAAAGCCACGAUAAUCUUGUAUGUAGCUCUUGUCAAGAACUCAAAGCGAACCGUAGCUUGUUAAAAGCACUCAACUCGGAUUAUGCAAAAGACGACGAAAUCAAGUACUCUCGAAAUGAUUACAUUUCUUCAAAUGGUGAUUUCGCCAAUUUUAUGACGGUUGUUGCCGCUUCGGCUCGAAAUGGACUCUUUUCCAAUUGUGACGCAACUCGUGGUUUGAUCAAGGCGGUGGCGAUUAAGGCUGAACGUGAAAACAAUGGAAAGUCAACACGAGGCAUGAGAAUUGACUCAUGCCUAGAUGAAUUCGUGAUGACUUUAGGUGCCAUCAGCCCACGGGCUUUAAACCUUUUCAACGACAACUUCGCCGGUCGUGGCAAUCGAAGUCUACGAAUGAUACGCGCCAAAGAAGGAUUUCAUCUAGUUGACGGUCUUCACAUCGACAAUUUCACUCGAAUUGCUCAAGUUUUGAAGGAUCUUGGCUAUUCAGGACCGAUUGCAGCUGCAUCUGAUCAGACUGUCUGUGUCAAGCGUCUUCGCCACCAUAAUGGCUUUUUGGUUGGGGCUCAAGGAGGUGACAUCUCUUUCACCGAUGCUUCUGAGCUUCCAGACCUGGUCAAAAACAUCGUGAAGAACAAAGAACUCUGUUCUAAAAUUCGAGCGUAUACACUUCAAGUUCCAUUACCUAACAUCCCUACUUUCAUAGUGGCUUUAAUUGCUAGUUGCGAUAAGGAGACCUCUAAUGACAUAUUAGAAGGCCACAUGAAGUUUUUGGAAUUAUCCCGCGAAGCAGGUCUCAACAUUCUUUCAAUUGGUGCAGAUGGUGCUCCAAUAGAACUAUCUGCUCAAGGUUCACUAGCCAAAUCAGCGGACCACUACUUCACCUACUCAAACCCAACUUACAAUGUCCAUAUUCAAAUUCCCCUAGUAGGCCAUCCUCCUCGACCGGUGGUCAUGGUUCAAGACCCUAAACACGCUCGCAAAACAAGUGCCAAUCAGCUGGCCUCUGGAGCUCGUCUUCUCACCAUUGGAAACUAUCAUAUCUCAAUUCAACAACUCGCAGCAAUUCUUCAGUCGGGCCGCAGUCCACUCCUUCAUAGGGAUGUAUUUGACUGCGACAAACAAGACGAUGGACGAGCCUUUCGCACCUUAAGCUCCUCGACACUGGCCGUUUCGCUCGCCAACAAAGAGAUGCUCGGUUUGUCAAUCUACCUCUACGUCGUUGGAGAGAUGUGUGACGCUUGGUUAAACCGGUCAAUUGGUCAUCGCGAACGUAUUCGAUCAGCGUGGACUGCCGAGUUCUUCUUCAGGCACUGGAGGAAGUACCUCCUCAAAAGACAAUCCGAACCUCACAAGCUCAUGAGUUUCUCUCAAAAUUCUCAUCGAGAGUUCUAUCCGACCUGUCCUCUACUUCCAUGGAAACAUGGGAGUGAACCAUGUGAGCAUAGCUUUGGCUGGAUGCGCGUGAUAUCUCCGCGAUUCACUGUGCUUGAUGCUAGGAUGAUGAUGCCUAAGAUACAUCUAAUCGUGAAAAACAUAAUGUCAGGCAAAAUGAAGAUCCCUCCAUCUGAACAUAUGCAUUCUGGCUAUCAGUAUGCAUUUAGCGACGAACCUGACACCAAUAAUCUAAAGAUACUUACCGAAUUCCCUUCAGAUAUCGAGAUACAUGAAGAUCUGAAGACUGCGUAUGAACGAGCUGAUCAUCUGGUCACAAUUUCUGGAAUGGGUUCACUCAAUAGUCUGAUCUGUGACACUCCAGGCGUAGAAGUGGAGGAUUCAUAUGAAAUCAUACCCGAAAACCUGUCAGAUGUAUCGGUCUGCGCCACACAGAACUAUGAUAUAGAUUAUGUAUAUAAAGUUGGUAGUUGUCCUGAAAAGGAAGCGCUUGAAGCAGCAGCCCUCCUGACCAAGGAACAAAACACCAUCGACCUAUUUCUUGACACCUUACCCGAAAAUUCUGAAAGUGAAUGUUUGAAAAACGCAGCUAUGAGUAUAUCGAACCUCCUCAAUCCAGCCUGUAAGCCCAUGACGUUCAUACAUAAAGAAAGUCCUAAGAAAGAGUUGACACAACAUAACUAA
This is a messenger RNA of Melampsora larici-populina 98AG31, 2616 nucleotides long. RefSeq lists its product as uncharacterized. The record is from RefSeq and is a predicted model, not a curated record. Bases 1 to 2616 code for a protein of 871 amino acids. The transcript has 6 exons. NCBI's taxonomy places the organism in Eukaryota, Fungi, Basidiomycota, Pucciniomycetes, Pucciniales, Melampsoraceae.